CGCCGCCCGGCAGUCGACAGCAGAAAACACGAGCGAUUCCAAGUAUGUUCGGCACAGCAUCAAACAGUGACCAACAAGCCGCUAGUACUGAUCCAGAUCAUACGCAGAAUGCCGGACCUGAAGGAGCGACGAAAAUCAACUUCAAUCCGGACCGAGCGUGGGAGAGGCUGUGCGAAAACAACCUGGACUAUUUUGACUUGAGCGUUUCACCUGACGAGUUCUUUCC
Messenger RNA from Amoebophrya sp. A120, 226 nucleotides. NCBI's taxonomy places the organism in Eukaryota, Dinophyceae, Syndiniales, Amoebophryaceae. The record is from the annotation of a GenBank genome assembly.